This is a messenger RNA of Eurytemora carolleeae, 2612 nucleotides long. Its product is annotated as lymphoid-restricted membrane protein. Lineage: Eukaryota; Metazoa; Arthropoda; Copepoda; Calanoida; Temoridae. The record is from RefSeq and is a predicted model, not a curated record. Bases 1 to 903 code for a protein of 300 amino acids. The transcript is spliced from 12 exons.
AUGUGUGGGAAGAUUUCAAUCCUGCAACAAUCAACAGGCAGGGUGGCGAGCAGUGCUGAACAGUACGGUGCAGUACAACAGGAGAUGAGAAUAGCAACAAGUGUGGAGAUUAUGCUCCUGCAUUUAGAAAAUAUCAAGAGAAGUUUUGAGCGCGAGCACAGCGAGUUAGAAGAAACGAAGAGGAUACUUGUUCAGCAUAAGCUUAUAGAGAGUGAAGGAAGAAAAGAAAUAAUACCAAGAAACAGAUCUAUAUCAGUUAUACAGGGCUCAAAGUAUCCGGAUCUUCCAGAACUUCGGCGUGCUAGUUUAUCAACAGGGCACAGCCACAACUUGCACAACAGCAACAACAGUCUUACUGUAGAUUCUAGUAGUUCUAAUACAAGACCUAAAUCUCCUACUCUACUACAGAUGGUAUCUGUUAGAAGCUUAGCGACCACUGUUAGUGAUGAGUUCUCGAGAAAAUUAGAAAAGAAAACAAGCAUUUUCAGACCUAUAGCAGAAGAAGAAAAUAAGAAUGAUUCCAACAAUAACAGUAGUAAGGAGAAUAAGAAUCGAGGUUUAUUGGAUCGAAGAAGAGAUUCAAGGCGACAAUCACAGUUCGAUGUCGACACAAUUAUCGAGGAGAUCGACGAGCUCGCAGUGAAGCGAGACAGUUCUCCCACCCCUCCAUCUGUUGGUUCGGCCACACCCCUGCUCAAUAGUCCCCGCCCACUUGUACUCCCCUCCUCCCCGGCUGAGAUACUCAAACGGAAAAAAUCUUUGAUUCUUCAUCUGCAGACCUGGUAUUCUGAUCUAUACUGGCCAUAUGACGAGGAGGAAACUAUCCUUGGGCUCAGAUAUUUUAUUUCCGGUCUCCUUUCAGUUGCUGCAUUUGCAAUCGUGGUAGCAACCUUGAUUGGUUGAAUUCACGAAGAUAUCACGACACACGAACUCAACAGUAUAUUCAACAGAAAUAAUCAAAUAUUCGGGAAACUAUCUGAUUGGUUCAGAGACCUCAACGAGAGGAGGAGGAGAGCUAACCUGGAGUUUAAAAACUCCGUAACUCAAUGCAAAACAAAGAUAUACCCGCGGUGAAACCUUGGAUUAACAUAUUUUCAUCCGUCAUCUUUAGGGGAGAAGCUUCACUAGGAGAUUCUAAACGAAGGUGGCUCGGAAAUACCGUGAAUUUUAAUUCAGUAAAUCCCGUGAAGAACAUGAAUGUGAAUAUUUUUAUUUUUCUCUAAAAACAAGGUUGAUUUUUUCUUUCUUAAAAAUGUACGUAAUUAAAAAAUAUUUGUUUCUGAAUAAAUAUGUAGCAUUCAUAAUAGAUAAGACAUUAUCGCCAUUUUUCUGUAAUAACAAUAGUAUAUUUUAUAAAUGGUUAUUUAUUUCUAACUAUUUUCUAACACAAGAUAAAAAACAUCUUAUUUUUUUGUUUAUUGUAAUAAUAUUUUAAGUUGUUAGUUGUUGAUAAUAGUCUCUGUCAAUUUUGUGCUCAAUUUUAUUUUCGUGGUUAUUCCCUUUUGUACAUAAAGAUCUUUGAUUGCGCUAAUAAAGCAUUCUGUGAUACUACUGCAGAUAUACAUAUUGUGAUAUUUGUAAACAGAGAUGUAAUUAUAUGUAAGGAGAAAUUGAUGAUGGAAAUGGAACAGUUUUAUUUCAAAAUUGAUUAAAAUCAUUUAAAAGUAAAAGUAGGGAUCGUAACUCAAAUUGCAUCAGUACAAGUUUGGGAAGCUUAUUAUUGGAAUUUAUAUAAGAUAUUUUUCAGUAAGUCCUAUAUAUAUAUAUAUUUAUAUAGCCCUUGGUAUUAAUUUAAGUGCCUACUACCUUAAUGAAUAAUGACGACUUCUAUAUCGUCUUUGUUACGGAAUUUUUUGUAAUAAUUUUUUUGUAGCAUAGCAGUUAAGAAAUUUACCACAUAAAACUGCUAGUCUCGGGAUUUCCAAAAUGUGGUCUACCAUUUAUUUUUACCAUAAAAAUUGACGGAGAUGUUAGGAUAAAUGCCCAGAUUCCAGUUUAUUAAAAAUCAACAAAACUGCUCAAAUGUUUAAUAUCUCCAUCAAUUUCAAAAAUACAACGAGGGUAGACCAUGUUUUGAAAAGCUCAUUAGACUUUCAAUCUUUUUACUAAUGCAAUUUAUGUAAUUUAUCAAUUAUCGGAAAUCAAAGACGAUAUUCAAGUUGUCUCUUGCAAUUCCAAUGUUUAUUGGGACACCCUGUACUUUACUUCUACUCAGUUAAAUAAAUGCAUGUUUAAUUAAAGCAAUCAGAGCCCACACAAAUGACACAAUGAACAAUCAGGACUCUAACCAUAUAAAUGUGGCAUCAUGAAUCAUUAUUCUACGGGGAGGGGGGGGGGGGGGUAAAUUAAAUAAGGAUGGAAGGGGGAAUAAGUAAAAGUUGUGCAGGAAUGUAAUUUGUUACAAGUUUUGUUUUUAAAUCGACUUAACAAUUGGUAGACCACCCCUAUGUUUAAAUAAUAAAACAAUCUCUUUAAAAAUUCCUAAUUUGAAUACCAAUUAGGUUUAUAAUAAUUGCUCUGUUUCCGUCAUCAGUUCUCCUAAAUCUCAAGUCAUAUAUUGUAACCUAUCGGCCUAACUAUACUAUUAGUAAAAUAUAUUUAAUGUUAGAUAA